Molecule: messenger RNA, 8266 nt
Organism: Hemicordylus capensis (graceful crag lizard)
Lineage: Eukaryota; Metazoa; Chordata; Lepidosauria; Squamata; Cordylidae
Gene: KLC1
Product: kinesin light chain 1
Exons: 16
Coding region: 195-2108 (637 amino acids)
Biological process (GO): axo-dendritic transport
Cellular component (GO): kinesin complex; membrane-bounded organelle; cytoplasm
Molecular function (GO): kinesin binding
Source: RefSeq, a predicted model, not a curated record
GGGCCGCCAUUUUCGGUGAGGAAAGGGGCGGAGCUUGGGCCGCUCAGUCCGGCUUGCGAAGCCGGGAGGGACCUGUCUCAGGUCGGCGGCGGCGGGCGCUAGAGCAGCGGCGGUGGCGACUCUGGCGAUUCCGGCCCCCGCCCCGCGACGGACAGCCGGCCUUCCCGGCCAGGGCGGAGAGGUAAUAGCUGGGAAUGUAUGACAACAUGUCCACAAUGGUGUAUCUAAAGGAAGACAAGUUGGAGAAGCUUACUCAAGAUGAAAUUAUUUCUAAGACUAAGCAAGUGAUUCAGGGACUGGAAGCACUGAAGAAUGAGCACAAUUCCAUUUUACAAAGUUUACUUGAGACACUGAAAUGUUUGAAGAAAGAUGAUGAAACUAACUUGGUGGAAGAAAAAUCGAAUAUGAUUCGCAAGUCUCUGGAAAUGCUGGAACUUGGACUCAGUGAAGCACAGGUAAUGAUGGCCUUGUCAAAUCACUUAAAUGCUGUGGAAUCGGAGAAGCAGAAACUACGCGCUCAGGUUCGCAGGUUGUGCCAGGAAAAUCAGUGGCUGAGAGAUGAGCUAGCCAAUACCCAACAGAAAUUGCAAAAGAGUGAGCAGUCUGUGGCUCAGCUGGAGGAAGAAAAGAAGCAUCUAGAGUUCAUGAACCAGUUAAAAAAAUAUGAUGAUGAUCUGUCUCCUUCAGAGGAUAAAGACACAGAUUCUACCAAAGAACCACUGGAUGAUUUGUUCCCCAAUGAUGAAGAUGACCAAGGGCAAGGAAUUCAACAGCCGCAUAGCAGUGCAGCAGCUGCAGCUCAACAGGGUGGCUAUGAGAUUCCAGCAAGAUUAAGAACCCUUCAUAAUCUUGUCAUCCAGUAUGCUUCCCAAGGUAGAUAUGAAGUUGCCGUACCCCUCUGUAAACAAGCACUUGAAGACCUGGAGAAGACUUCAGGUCAUGAUCACCCCGAUGUUGCCACUAUGUUGAACAUACUUGCACUGGUAUACAGGGACCAGAAUAAAUACAAAGAUGCAGCAAACUUACUGAAUGAUGCUUUGGCUAUUCGUGAAAAGACUUUGGGCAAAGAUCACCCAGCGGUGGCAGCAACUUUAAACAACCUUGCAGUGCUUUAUGGGAAAAGAGGAAAGUACAAGGAAGCUGAGCCUUUAUGCAAGAGAGCGCUGGAAAUCAGAGAGAAGGUAUUGGGAAAAGACCAUCCAGAUGUUGCCAAACAGUUGAACAAUCUGGCCUUGCUAUGUCAGAACCAGGGUAAAUAUGAAGAAGUGGAAUACUACUAUCAACGGGCACUUGAGAUUUACCAGACUAAACUGGGCCCGGAUGACCCAAAUGUUGCAAAAACGAAGAAUAAUUUGGCAUCCUGCUAUCUGAAACAAGGCAAAUUUAAGCAAGCAGAAACUUUAUACAAAGAGAUUCUUACUCGUGCCCAUGAAAGGGAAUUUGGUUCUGUGGAUGAUGAAAACAAGCCCAUCUGGAUGCAUGCUGAAGAGAGAGAAGAAUGCAAAGGAAAACAAAAAGAUGGCACUUCUUUUGGGGAAUAUGGAGGCUGGUACAAAGCGUGCAAAGUUGAUAGUCCAACAGUCACAACGACCUUAAAGAAUCUUGGGGCACUUUACAGACGUCAAGGCAAGUUUGAAGCUGCUGAAACGUUGGAAGAGGCAGCAAUGAGGUCCCGCAAACAGGGUCUUGACAAUGUUCACAAACAGAGAGUUGCUGAAGUGCUGAAUGACCCAGAAAGUAUAGAGAGAAGGCGAAGCCGUGAGAGUCUCAAUGCUGAUGUGGUAAAGUAUGAGAGCGGCCCUGAUGGAGGAGAGGAAGUGAGUAUGAGCGUAGAAUGGAAUGGGGAUGGCACUGGAUCUCUAAAGCGCAGUGGCUCCUUUAGCAAACUUCGUGCUUCAAUUAGACGCAGCAGCGAGAAGCUGGUUAGAAAACUGAAAGGAGGAAGUUCACGAGAAAGUGAACCAAAGAAUCCUGGCAUGAAGCGUGCCAGUUCACUGAAUGUUCUUAACAUGGGUGGCAAGGCAACUGAAGAUCGCUUUCAAGGACGAACUAAUUGUCUGACAGACUCAAGAGUUCUGAGUGCCAGUCACACUGAUUUGGUCCACUAAGGUUCUGGGACAGAUGCUAGCUUAAAAAAAAAAUUCCCUUGUGAAUCGCGAAGCACUGAGGUUCAAAGUUUUUGGGGGUGAUUUCCCCCAUCACUGUCUUUCUAGGAACGUCUAGGUUAGAGAUGUUGCAAUGCACUGCUGUUCCUAGGCCUCCUUUUUAAAAUAUGUGGCAUUUUAAAAAGAACCCUAGAGUUAUUGGCUAGCUGCUUGUGAGAAACAAUAGAUUGUCCGUUUGUGUCAUCAUUUGUUGUAUGGAAUUGUGUUACAAAUCCACGUAUGGCAGAAUCCAAAAGCAGAACACGCACAGUUGAAAAAGUACUGAAAUCUAAAGGAGUGCAAAAGCAUCUCUGAAUAUGCUCUUUAAAAACUGUUACAAGGAGGGUGUAUGUUUGUAACUAUUUAUAAAGUUGGUGGAAUGAGAUCUAAAUUAAGUGUAUUACUGUAUAAAAACCAGGAUUGUGUACGGUUCAAGCCUUGCAUCACUGGCUGUCAUGCUUUGCAUGGACCUUUUGUCUGAUGACUAGUGAUUAAGGAACCUUGAGAACCAUGCAGUAAAUCAAGCUACUAAUACUUUAGAAUGGGAAAGCUUAGACACUACUUCAGAGUAUGGCACUUGAUUACUUGUGGCCUUCCUAGCCUAAAAGUCAAUGGAAGCAGUGCAAUUUAGGGAGGGGGGAACUCAAGGAAUGAAGAAAAGGGUGCAGGCGAGAUGCCAACAGAGUUUUAAGUCCUUCGUUCAAGUGGUGGUUGAAUGUAUUUAAACCAGCCUUCUUACAGUUCCUUUGCGGAUUACCCAGAGCCCUCCAUUUUUAUUUAAAGCCAGAAACACUCUGCCACUUUGUCUGUAGUUGAAGCAGGUGGCUUGUAUAUUGGACUGUUACACUGUAGAGUAGCUGCUAUGCAAAGGGGCCUUGCAAGAAACGUCUUACUAAUACUUCUCAAAGUAUUAGUUGGACUAGGUAGGCGUUAACGGGAGGCUGUUCUUUUUCACCAUAAUCCAUUAAAUAAGUGCAUGGGAGAUGUGCUAUUCUCUGGAGAUCAGAUCAGAGAUGUUUCAGCAUUUGGGUUUACAGUUGGCAGUCUAAAUAAAGCAAAUAACUUUCAAAACGAUUCCCAUUUUGCAAAACCUAUUAUUUACAAGUAGGGAAGAGAAAGCAUGUGUGUAAACCAUGGUUAUAUGGUAGCAAAACCCAGUAGUAAUAAGCAAGGUUAGCAGCACUUGAUCUAAGACAAUAAAAAAUAGGUAAUUCUAUUAGAUUGGGCUGCAGAGAUUUGGUAGAUUGCUAAAACUGCUUGCUGGUUUUUGCAAAACCUUUAAAAGCAAUAUACACACUGUACACAGCUGAAAUACCUGACAAUGUUUGUGUUUCAGGCACACUGGCCAUAUCUCUGAAUAGCAGUUGCUGCAUGGUAGUAUCGCUCUGAUAAAACCCAGUGCUCCGCUUUUUUGGGUCGAGGUUUUAUGAUGGAGUAUUGUAAAUAAUUCAUGAUCUUGGAAGUACAAUUUUUAAGUAUACAACAUGUAGAUUCUUAUAGUGUUAACCAUUUUUGGUUAAGUUCUUUGUUCUGCAUGCAAUCUAAGAUUGAAAACUCUGAAUGAAAACCAACCAACCUGUACUUAUUGCCCAAGAUGCAAAUAGAUAUGGAGUGUUUAUGUUGCUAAUGUAGCAACCAUGGACUGUUGAUUGCCUCAGUUUCCCCUUGAUAACUUCUCCAUUCAACAUUCCUGCCAUGGAGGGCACAGAAUUACCCUUGCUGAGCCAUGCUUUCAUAGAGAUUAAUAGAUCUCUGCAGAGUUUUACUCUGAAGAAAACCAGAAUGUGACAUUGAUGUUGAUUCUGAUAGAAUCUGGGAGGCUGUUUCCAAGCAUUUUUCUCCCCUUUUUGAUUGUGGCAAACAAAUGUGCAUCACCGAAUAUUUCAGAAUAGCAGACUAUAGAAGAGCUGUAGAAGCUCUUCAAAACAAAAUUAUUUCAUUCUAACUUGCUGGUAUAUAGUACAGUCUGCCCUAUAGUUAAAAAUUGGUAUGCAUUUUGUAGAGGAAUGGAAAAAACAUCUUCCACUUGCUUAUCUAUUUUCCUCUUCAGUUAAUUCAUUUUGAAGCAGGGAAGACACAGGGAAGAUAGCCUUCAAGUGAAAUACAUACAGAAGCUUAUUUGCAUCAACACUGGAAUGAUAAUUGUCUGAAAUCUCUCAACUCCAUUUUGUGUUCAGAUGAAAAAUUCUUGUUUUAUCAAGUGGCAUUGGAUUGCUGUUGAAAAACAUACAUGCACUCUAAGAAUGAAAUGAUGGUAGGAUGAGUUGAAAUUGUGUGGGUGCACAUUCCUUAGGAUCUUGUAUUCUGGUCCUAUAGCUACAUCUAAGAGGAUCUGGAAACAAAAUGGUAUGCACAGUAUAUAUAUGCUAAAAUGGUAUGUGCAUGCAUUCUGUAGAGUUAUACAUGCAUGUGUGAGAAAGAUCCACCCUACUAUGCUGCAGCAGGGGUGUAGCUGUAAUUGAGUGGAUGGGUUCAAAGAACCCAGGCCCACAAGCUCCCUCCCUCCCUAUUUUCUUCAUUAUCUCCCUCACUCCAAGGAACUGCCGAGGAGAGGGGAGAACAUGGACCCCCCUCUUCCCUAGCUACGCCGCUGUGCUGCAUGUUGAAAACAUUUCUGCAUUGUCUCCGACAAAAGAUGGUGGGUUGGUUUGCUCCAGGAUGGUCGUAAGCUGCUUUUGGGGCUGAUCAGUAGAGGAAUCGUGCCACAUUCAGGACUAUACAGUUUUCUCCAACACAGGGCUGUCCAGCCUGCAAAUGCAUCCACAGGUUACUAGCCUACACGAGAUUGACUAACAACUUGCUCUCAUAUACCUGUGUUGUUUCACUAGUGAUCAGGGACAGGUGGGAGUUUCUCAAUAGGGUCACCAAAAGGCAGUUUAGUCUCCACAGGCUUCUAGGGCAUUGACAAAAUCUGACUUGGGCCAUGCUAUUGUGUGGCUAACACACUGAGUCAGCUGGGUAAGCUAACAAUGUUAGGGUGCUGCAAGUACCCAAGAUAAACUGCACCACAGGGUUGGACUGUAAGUGCUCUAGGAACUGAGGCCUUAACUGAGUGACGUCACGGAAUGCGACACUCCAUAAUUCCUACUGCGCAUGUACCCAGGCCGAGGAUGCCCACCUGUGCCUGCUGCCACCGGGGUGUGUGUGGAGCAGAGCAGGUGAGCGGCGGUAAAGGGGAAAUAGCAGUGGUGGGGCAUAUGGGCUCUGGGGAGCCCUCCCAGAGCAUUUAGAGGCCCCCCAGGAGGCCAUAGACCCCCAUCCUGUGGACUGUGCCUAAAUGUGCCAUUGAUUGUAGGACAUGGUAGACCAGGACUGCUCAACUUUGACACCCCAGCUGUUUUUGGACUAUUAACUCCCAUAAUCCCCAGCCACAGUGGCCAAUAGCCAGGGAUUAUGGAGGUUGUAAGCCAACAUCUGCAAGAGGGCUGAAGUUGAGCUGCCCUGAGGUAGACUUAUAGGCAGAGAAAUUUCAUAAUAGGUCACUCUGCGUUCUCCAUUACAAAACCAGAAUUGAACAGCAUUUGUCAUUAGUGACCCAUCAACUGCAAAAUAAGGUUGAUUUUCUCCCUCUAGUGUGCGGCUUUAUUUAAAUGACAGCUGCAUUUAUUGAUAGCCCUUAUUUAAAGCCAUUGGUUAAAUGAUGCCUCCUAGAAUUGUAGGCAAAUAGCCAUUCCCAGCAACACCAGUCCUUUUAAGCUUAACAGUUCUUUUCCCACCAUUUUUUGAAGGUUUGCAGUGAAAAUAGCAUGGAUUGUCAGCAAAACUGUGACACUGGUUUUUCUACUCCGCAAUAAGCAUUUUUAGUAGAACAUUAAGGACAACUUGCCUGAAACAAAAAAUGUGUUCCCUGUGCAAAACAUCAUCUCUGGAAUUGAGUCCUGAAAAUCAUGUUUAGCAAUUUAAAAUCACAACCAUACACGUGGGGGCAAUUACUCCCAAGCAGUAGUGUACUGGAGAGGCAGGGUAUAAAUAUUUCAAAUAACUACCCUAGAUAGACUAGCAUCUAACCUCUUGGGCAGUGGUAAUUAACACUACCGUCUGACUAUAUGAAAUGAUUUUUAAUUGAUCUGUUGCCAUCUUGCCUUGCACCCCCUCCCUGUUCUUAAGAUGCUUUAUCAGUACCCCAAACCUUGCUCUUGCACAAAAUCCAUUGCAAUGGGAAAGACCUCCAAUAGAGCACAUGCCUUCUGACCUAUUGAAGCACAAACACACAAUGUUUAGAAUCUGUGGGACAGUUCUUUAAGCAGGAACCAGCAACAACCUGUUGUCUCAAUUUACAUGAAUCUUGAACAGUUUUGCACAAGCAAACAAGGAUGCUUCCCCCCCCCCGAGGGAAAGAUUAAGGCUGCAACCCUGUAUACACUUAUUUGAGAGUAACCCCACUGAAUUCAGUUGGACUUGCUUUGGACUGAACAUGCAUAGGAUGGGGCUCUAAAUCGGAAAAAUUCACAAGUGCCCCUCCCAUGGCAACCUCCAUCUGUGUUUAUUAACAUUUAAGCUAAUAAGGGGGUGAGUCCACUGAAAUUUUGCCAAUGUCGGCAAAACACAGCCCAACAAGGAACACAUUAUGUAAAUAAUUCCAUUGACUGGGAUAUGAAGUAUGGUUGCAUUGUACAUAUGAACUGAAAAUGGAAUGUGCAGCGCUUUAUUGAAAUUGUUUACAAUGUUAAAUUGAAAUGUACAAACUUGUGUUUAGGUGUUUUUCCCCUCCUCAAAGCUGCUAUGUUAUGUUCAAGUAAUAUCAAACAAAGCACUUGCCAUAAAGCAACCUAUUGUAAAGUUGUGUCCUACUUGGUUACAUAUGUGCUUCAGUGGAAACCUAUAACUACUACUCUGUACGAAUCGGGAAUGUUAUUUCAUGCCACUUCUAGAUGCAGAUUAAACUGUGUACAGAUGAAGCUUGUAAUAAAUUAAGGACCUACUACUUACUUCCUUUCCACAUUGCAGGGAAUGCGGAGCCUCUGCCACCAAAAGCUAGCUGUAGUUCUUCUCCCUUCCCCUAUGUAAGGUGUGUGUAACCCACUUGGUAUUCUGACACAUUUAAGCUGUGUGUUUAUACACAAGCACACACUAUGCACAUCAUUGGUUGCAGCUGGUAGAGGUAUGGCAUAAGUGCAAGGAUAGAUUAGUAAAUUGUACUGCACAUUAGGGAAAAGCUCUCAUGAAGUUAGGCUGCCAUUUAUGGUGGCAUCUCUCUCUUUCUUGUAACUGUAGUUCCACCCUGAGACUGCUGUGCUCAUUAGCUAGAGCGGAAUUAUGAGUUCAGAAGCUGUACACUUUGACAGAAGUGGAGUUGCUAGUUCACUUACCUUGGGACGUUCAAACUAUCUGAAGUAUAGUUUAGAUUGUUUUGAAUAACAAAUAUUUAUAUACCGCUUAUCAACAAGAGUUUCCAAAGCGGUUUACAUGGAGAAAUAAUAAAUAAAAUGGAUCCCUGUCCCCAAAGGGCUCACAAUCUAAAAAGAAAUAUGACAGACACCAGCAACAGUCACUGGAGGUACUGCUCUGGGGGUGGAGAGGGCCAGUUACUCCUCCCCCUGCCAAACGAAGAGAAUCACCACAUUAAAAAGGUGCCUCUCUGACCAGUUAGCAGGGGUGUGAAUCAGGGAAGCUACUCUGGCCAGUAUAUAAUUGAUAGAGUAGCUGUAUAGUUUUAAAAGGGGAAAUCUGAUCAUUGGAUAGAACUAGUUUUCAGCUUUGAACUGGAAACUUCCUAAACAAUUGAAAACUGGUAAUACGUAGACCUUGAUGGCUAGAGUUCUACAUGAGGAUUCUCCCAAAGUUGACUGCUUUAGAGAAAGCAACCCAAAUUCUGAAUUCUGUUCUUACACAAAAGUAAAACAAAAAUGGUUUUCAGUGUAUAAGGUCAGUAACCAAAGUCACUUCCCCAAAUACAUUUUUAUUCACAUAAAGCAUUAGAAUAUAGUACAGAAGAUACAACCUGAGUUAUUCUACACUAAAAUAGCAACUUGGUUCUAGAAGUGUAUGUAGCACGUUUCCAUUUAAAUAACUCCAGACCUUGUUUUUGUUUAACCUGUUGCAGAGAUGUGGUUUAUUAUGAAACUUAUCAUGUAAAGCUUCUUUGGCAUUUUCAAAGUGUAAAAAUAAAAAAAUAAACCACA